AGUGUCUCGAUGCCGAUACGCGCCGCCUCAAAGCCAUCAACCAUCUCGGCCUCAUGAGCCAGCGCCCGUGAUCAAGUCCUCGAGGCCGAGCUGGCCGCAGCCAUGCUUUCCGCAUUUACGGCUCGCCCGAUAAUCGAGCUGAAACCGCGCUACAAGUCCAAGAUCGAGACCGUCCUCGCAUAUGGCGAUCGCGUUCUCGUCGGGCUCAACACGGGCGACCUCCGUGUAUACCGCCUCAACGACACAGCCACCAACGGGCACCCUGAAGCCAAGCCCAAAGAUGUCGCACCCGCCGCGGAUGGCGGUGACGCGCCGCCGCCCCUCGAGCCCCUACCCACCGCCCUGCUCCGCGAGGUAGAGAAGUUUUCGACACGCGCCAUCGAGCAGCUGGCGAUAAUCAAGGAGGCCAACACAUUGGUCUCGCUGUCCAACUACGCUGUGUCGCUGCACGACCUGAGCUCCUUCGAGCCCAUCGAGGCCCCGCUGGCGAACACGCGCAACGCAACAUGCUUCGCCGUCACAUCAAACGUCGUCAAGGACCCGACCGGCGUCCCCGAGAUCGUCAGCCGCCUGGCCGUCGCCGUCAAGCGCCGUCUCUACCUGUGGACCUGGCACGAGUACGAGCUGAGCCCCGACGUGGCCGAGGUCGUCCUGCCCGAGUCCAUCCGCUCCCUGACUUGGGCGAGCGCGACCAAGAUCGUGUGCGGCAUGAACUCCGAGUACAUGCUCGUUGACGUGACCACAAAGGAGACCUCGAGCAUCACGGGCGGCCACGUCGGCAGCGGCGGCGGCGCGGGCGCCGGAGCCCAGGGCGGCGUCAGUAGGUUUGGCGCCUACAGCACAGCCGGCAUGGGCUACAUGGGCCUGGGCGGGUACAUGCCCAAGCCGCUGGCUACAAAGCUCGGCGACGGCGAGCUGCUGCUCGCAAAGGACAUCAACACCAUGUUCAUCAACGACGAGGGCAAGCUGCUCGAGAAGCGCCAGGUGCCCUGGCAGUUCGCCCCCGAGAGCGUCGGGUACAGCUACCCCUACCUCCUCGCGCUGCAGCCCCCGGCCAAGGGCGGUCUCGAGGUUCGGAACCCGGACACCCUCAGCCUCCUGCAGACCAUCUCCCUGCCGGGCGCCACCCAGCUGCACUUCCCCCCGCCGGCCCCGAGCUUGCCCAAGGGCUUUCAUAUCUCGAGCGACCGCUUCGUCUGGAAGAUGAACACGACCGACUAUGACGAGCAGGUCAACGAGCUCAUGGCUGCGGCCCGCUACGACGAGGCUAUCAGCAUCCUCAACAUGCUCGAGGAUGCGCUCCUCAAGAACAAGACCGAGGUGCUACGCGAGGUCAAGAUGCAGAAGGCCGAGCUGCUUUUCAGGCAAGGCAAAUUUCGGGAGUCGAUGGACCUUUUUAAUGAAGAUUCGGUCCACGCGCCCCCGGACCGGGUACUGCGGCUUUUCCCGCCUGUGAUAGCUGGCGAGCUGUCGGCAUGCGCUGUCAAAGGCGACGACGAGGAUGCGGCAGACCACGACGACACUGAUGGAAAGACGGAUGGGGUCAAGGACUGCCAGAAAUCCGAUUCGCCACCGACAAGCGCAGCCGCAGCCGCAGUCGCAGCCGCCGCCGAGACAGCAGAGACGGUUACGAGAACCGGCGGGUUUGCCAGGAUGUUCUUGGGAGGCGGCAGAAAGGCGGUAGACUCGGACGCAGCCUCCAUCGCCUCGACAAAGAAGAGCAUUGGUGACGCGGACGACGAUGCGAAGAGCAUCAAGGCGAAGCCAGCAGACGACGGAGUUCUGGACGGCAAGGAGCUCAGGGAUGCGGUGCUCGAGCUCAACGGCUAUCUGGCCGGAGCGCGCGCACGUCUUCAGAGAGUCAUCGACCCCGUGACAGGGAAGCUCAAGCCUUCCCGGGACGCGUCGGCCGAAGAGGCCUUCAGGAGCCUGCUGGGCUCGCACCAGGACGAGUCCGAGGAGCAGCUGGAAAAGGACCUGCAGGAGGCGUUCAAGCUCGUCGACACUUCCCUCUUCCGCGCCUACAUGUUCGCCAACCCCAACCUGGCCCGCUCGCUCUUCCGCAUCCCCAACUUCUGCGACCCAGAGGUCGUCAACGCCAAGCUGCUGGAGCACAACAGCUACACCCCGCUCAUCGACUUCUUCCACGGCAAGAAGCUGCACCGCCAGGCGCUCGAGCUGCUCAAGAGAUUUGGCUCCGGGGACCAGCCCGAGGAGGUGCCCGAGGCCCUGCACGGGCCCGAGCGCACCGUCAGGUACCUGCAGAGCCUCCCGCCCGAGAUGAUCGACCUCAUCCUCGAGUUCUCCGAGUGGACCCUCAAGGCCGCGCCCGGGCUCGCCAUGGAGGUCUUUGUGGCCGACACGGAGAACGCCGAGACGCUGCCGCGCCACAAGGUGGUCGAGUUCCUGGGCAGGAUCGACGUCGAGCUCGAGGUCCAGUACCUCGACCACAUCAUCUCGGAGCUCAACGACAUGACGCCCGACUUCCACAACCGGCUGGUCGACAUCCUGAUCAAGCACCUGCAGACCAAGGAGAAGGGAGAGGAGUGGAACCUCAUGAUGGACCGGCUGCUUAGGUUCCUAAAGGAGGGGCAGUACGGCCUACAUAGAGCUUUUGACCUAAUCGACAAGGAGGAUCCUGCAUUCUACGAAGCACAGGCAAUCGUCCUAAGCAAUAUGGGAUCCCACCGGCAGGCCCUGGAGAUCUACGUCUUUGAUAUGAAAGACUACGCGAAAGCCGAAGAAUAUUGCAAUCAGGUGCACAAGACGGAGGGGGCUGCAGGGCUGAAGUCCAUGGCGUCACCCCCAUCUUAUGGCGAGAAAGACCCUUUCAAGGACGACGAGAAAUCAGAGCCCUCGAUCCACCACACCCUGCUCUCUCUGUACCUCAACCCCCCGACCCGGCGGCGCGGCCAGUCACCGCCGUCACCGAACAGGGAGUCGGCGCUAGACCUGCUGUCCAAGCACGGCUCACGCUUGCCGGCGUCGUCGACGCUGUCACUCCUGCCGGACUCGCUGCCCGUGUCGGAGCUCGAGGCCUAUUUCCGCGGACAGAUCCGGUCGUCCAAUAGUGUGGUCAACGAAGGUCGCGUCGUGGCGGGCAUGCGCAAGACGGAGCUCGUCUCGGCGCAGGCGCGCCUGCUCCUCGGUGACGACGGGGCGGGAGGGGCCAGAGGCGUGCCCGAGCAGGGCGGGAGGAGCCGUCGCGUGGUUAUUAGCGAGGAGCGCGUGUGCGGUGUGUGCCACAAGCGACUGGGCGGGAGUGUCAUCGCCGUGCUGCCCGACAACACGGUCGUCCACUAUGGCUGCCUCAACAAGGCGACCCGCGGUGGGGUGGCAUCGAAAGAGCGAGCAUCGAAAGAGAGGGGGCCGAGCUGGGGGAGGGUUGGCGGUUAUUAGAUAGCGACGGCUUUCCUGUUCGGGUUUCUUGUUUGGGUCCUGCUGGCUGAUGAUGCGUCCUGGCUAGCGAUGCUCUUUUGUGGUCGCCAUCGUUGUUGCCCAAUUCCAUCCUUCUCUUUUUUUUUCUCAACCGCUGUGUAAUAUGGAGUACAGCCGCCAAUCACCAAAGGCAGGACCUGGCCUUUAUACACACCCCAUCACCCUCAGUCGUCUUCGUCCACGACCUCCUCCCCGUAGUUCUGCUCCUCCUUGGCCUCGUCCACGGGGUUGCCGGCGGUGGCCUUGCGGGCCUUGUCAUCGUCCAUGCGCCGCGUCAGCUCCUUGUUGACCUG
Messenger RNA from Gaeumannomyces tritici R3-111a-1, 3731 nucleotides. Its product is annotated as vacuolar morphogenesis protein AvaB. Gene Ontology annotation, biological process: endosomal vesicle fusion; intracellular protein transport; vesicle-mediated transport. Gene Ontology annotation, cellular component: fungal-type vacuole membrane; cytoplasm. The transcript is spliced from 4 exons. The record is from RefSeq and is a predicted model, not a curated record. Bases 103 to 3399 code for a protein of 1098 amino acids. NCBI's taxonomy places the organism in Eukaryota, Fungi, Ascomycota, Sordariomycetes, Magnaporthales, Magnaporthaceae.